AUGUAAAAAUAAGGUUCAUGUUCACAUUUUUCAAAGUAUAAGCUUGAAUCUAUUGGAAAUUUGAUCAAGACUAAUUUUACAUUUUGUGAUAAUGCUAAAAAGUUAUAAUGUGAAAGUGAUGUUGAAAAAUGGUUAUGCAUUGAAUGUGGAUUUUUUGGGUGUAGUAGAAAUAGUAAUAAUUAAUGUUCAUUAAAACAUAAUUAAUAAACUAAUCAUCCACUUUCUAUAUCUAACAAUUCAUUUGCUAUUUGGUGUUAUGUUUGUGAUAAUGAUUUAGAGACAAUUAUUGAAGAAACUGAUAAUAAGGGAUAGAAAGAGAAAAUCAUUAAAUUUCUUGAUAGUAUGAAAAAUCUAUUGUUCAAAAAAAUUAAAUAAAACAAACCAACAUAAACAAUUUAAUAAUUCUAAUAAGUCUAAUAAUAAUAAUAAUAACCUGAAACUUUGAAUCAAGAUAUUAAAUAAUCAAUUACUUAACCAUUAAAUUAUACACCUAAACAAGUUUUUGGAUUGAGGAAUUUAGGAAAUACUUGCUUUUUUAAUUCUGUUAUGUAAUGUUUAAAUGCAACAGAGAGUUUAAAUUAAUUUUAUUUAGACCAUAAAAAAUUUAACUUUUCAUCUUAUAACAAUAAUGUAGAUAAUGAGGAUGAUGAUGAUUGGACUACUGUUGAGACUAAUAAAUAAAUUAAAUAAUAAGUGAGACCUAAAAGUUCAAAAUUAUCAAUUAAUUAGAUAUAUCAGAAUUUUUUAUUAAAUAGUAGGAAGAGUAAAGGAUUAGUGGAUCCAGCUGAUUUAUUCAAAUCUAUAUAGGCAGUGUAAUAUUUUCAUGAUUAUCAAUAGUUAGGGUAGAUUUAGAUCAAUGGCUUAAUAAGAUGCAUCUGAAUUACUUAGAUGUUUAUUAGAUGCUUUAUCAACAGGAGAAGAAAAUACACAUAUAGGAAGAAUCAAUAAAACUAAAACAAAUGGUAAACCUAAGAGAACUAUAGUAGAAAAUAUAUUUGGAAGUUAUUUGUGCAAUUAUUGUAAGAAUAUUAGUUAAUAAUAAUUAGUGGAAUGUUUAGAUUGUGGUUUCGUUAGUAGAACAUUUGAUUUCUGUCUUGAUUAUACUGUUUAAAUAAGAAAACCAAAAGGAUUAAUUAAUUAGAGAUUUUAAGAGGAAUACUCAGAAAUUACAAGUGAAGAAUUACAAGAUGUUAUUGUUCCAUAUUUACAUAACUCUAUUUUAGUUCAAAAGAAUAACAAUCCACCUAAGAUCUAAUAAUAAAAAUAAUGUAAUCUAAGUGUUAUUGAUUGUUUGGAUGCCUUUACUGAAUAUGAAGAAUUGAACUAAAAGAAUAAUUAUUUUAAAUGUGAGUAAUGUGCAAAGUAAGGUAAAAAAUCGGUAAGGGCUUUAAGAAAGUUCUUUUUCUAUGAUUUACCUUAAGUUGCUACAAUUAUUUUGAAGAGAUUUUAAUAAAAAUCAGCAGGGAGAUUUGAAAAAGUAACAGAAUAAGUUGAAAUACCAGAAACUAUUUAUUUAGAGGAUUAUACUAUUUUAAAAGGAGAACCAAGUCAAACUAUUGAAGAAAUAUAGGCUUAGAAAUUUAAAUAUUAAUUAUAUGGUGUAGUGGUUCAUCAAGGUACUAUGACAGGUGGACAUUAUGUAUCUUAUGUGAAGCACAAAGAAAAUAAUUAAGAUCAUUGGUUCUAUUUUAGUGAUAGCAAUUUCAAAGAGGUCUCUCUUAAAUAGGCUCUUAGUAAUCAAGCUUAUAUUUUAUUUUAUGAAAGAGUCUGA
Molecule: messenger RNA, 1771 nt
Organism: Paramecium pentaurelia
Lineage: Eukaryota; Ciliophora; Oligohymenophorea; Peniculida; Parameciidae
Source: the annotation of a GenBank genome assembly